Molecule: messenger RNA, 1502 nt
Organism: Engraulis encrasicolus (European anchovy)
Lineage: Eukaryota; Metazoa; Chordata; Actinopteri; Clupeiformes; Engraulidae
Product: solute carrier family 41 member 1-like
Exons: 10
Coding region: 249-1502 (417 amino acids)
Biological process (GO): monoatomic cation transport
Cellular component (GO): plasma membrane
Molecular function (GO): monoatomic cation transmembrane transporter activity
Source: RefSeq, a predicted model, not a curated record
AGGAACGUUGGGGAGAAGAAAGGAGCAUAGGAGAAGAGAACUGGGGAGACGCGAGGAGUGGAGAGGAGACCUGGGGAGACGCGAGGAGCGGAGAGGAGACGCCGGAAGAGGAGGAGGAGACACAAGGAAGGGCCACGUCUGUCACCCACCUGGAGCUGGAGCUGAGCUACGAGGGGAGGCGCGUGAGGGGCUUCACCUGUCGGCUAACGCGCUGUGCGGAGGGAUACGUGCCCGAGACGGCGGCACACAUGGCCGCACAGGUGCUGCUGCCGUACCUGCUGGCCGGGAUGGGAAUGGUGGGGGCCGGGAUGCUCAUGGAUACCGUGCAACACUGGGAGGUGUUUAAGGAGAUCUCGGAGGUGUUUAUCCUGGUGCCCGCACUAGUUGGGCUGAAGGGGAACCUGGAGAUGACCCUGGCCUCUCGCCUCUCCACUGCGGCCAACACAGGACAGCUGGACGACCCUAAGCAACAGUGGAGGAUGGUGUGCAGCAACCUGGCUCUAGUUCAGGUGCAGGCGACAGUGGUGGGUCUGCUGGCGGCGGUGGGGGCCGUGUGUCUGGGAGCGCUGGGUAAGGGAGGUCUGCAGCUGGAGCACGCAGCUGUGCUCUGCGCAAGCAGCGUCACCACCGCCUUCAUCGCAGCACUGUCCCUGGGCCUGGUGAUGAUCGGCGUGAUCAUUGGCUCACGGAAGGUUGGCAUCAACCCUGAUAACGUGGCCACGCCCAUCGCUGCCAGUCUGGGUGACCUCAUCACCCUGUCGCUCCUGGCGGGGGUCAGCAGCCUCCUCUUCCAGGUCAAAGAGAUGUGGUACCUGUCCCCUGUGGUGUGUGGCCUCUUCCUGUCGCUAAUCCCCUUCUGGUUGGUUGUCGUCAACCGAAGCCCCGCCAUCAGGGAAGUGCUCUGCACCGGUUGGCAGCCCGUCAUCGUGGCCAUGUCAAUCAGCAGCAUUGGAGGACUGAUACUGGACCGGACCAUGAGCGACCCAAACUAUGAGGGAAUGGCCGUCUUUACCCCAGUCAUCAAUGGAGUAGGGGGUAACCUGGUGGGGAUCCAGGCCAGUCGCAUCUCCACCUACCUGCACUUCUGGAGUGUCCCGGGCGUCCUCCCCCACAAGAUGAGGCACCACUGGCCCGACCCCUGCGUGACCUUCUGCUCAUCAGGAGUGAACUCGGUGUCGGCCCGUGUGCUUGUGGUGUUGGUGGUGCCUGGUCACCUGGUGUUCCUCUACACCAUCUACCUGCUGCACGGAGGUCACGUGACUAUCACACCUAUCUUCAUCUGCUGCUACCUGGGGGCCGCGUUACUGCAGGUGGUGAUCCUGCUGUACGUGGCUGACCUGCUGGUGAGGGGGAUGUGGCGGCGGGGGCUGGACCCGGACAACUUCUCCAUCCCCUACCUGACAGCACUGGGGGACCUACUGGGCACCGGCCUACUGGCACUCAGCUUCAGGGCAGUGCUGCUCACACAGGGGACUGACGAUGGACCGAGCCAUGAGCCAUGA